UCGCGAGGGCGCCCGCUGACGAGAGCGAGCGAUAGCGAGCGCACGUCCGGCCGAAUGCGAGUUUCUGGCCCUCCUCUGCCUCGACCCAAAUCUUGCUUUCUGCAUAUUCUCGAUGAGAGGCAGUUCUGCGGCCUCUGCCGAACAAAGCAUCUUUGAGCCAGGCGCCACGACGAGGACAGGGCGACAGACGCAGGGAGGGAUUGCGAGGGGCGAGCAGGACUGGACGACGCGCCAUGUAUGAGCGAUUGUAGAGGAGGCGGGAGAUUGUUCGACGCGCAGAAGGAAUGCUGCACGCCAGCCGGUUGGUGCUAUGGCAGAGCACCGUUCCGCAUCAACAGCAGCAGCUGGGGCGAUUUAUGGCUGGCUGCUUCUGUUUGAAGCCGCGGGCCGUCGUUAGGAUCAGCUCGAGGCAUUCGUCUUUCGUUGCGAAUCGGGCCUCCUCGUGCAUGGUUGGAAGGGUUUGCAACAGCAGCGCUGGUCGAGUGGGCGGUGGCGGAGACAGAGAAGGGUCUCGGAGUGCAGGAAGAACAGGAGAUAGGUGUUCGGUGAAUGCUGUGAGCACGAUUGCUAGUAUUGAUGAGCAGACGAAUUUGAAUCAGAAGCCAUUGUAUGAUGAACUGCAGCGGUACGGAGUGGAUGAAGCUGACUAUGAUUUCACUGCCAACAACACCGUCUCUAUAUCGGCCGUGCCACCUAUGGAUUGCAAGGGGACGAAGGAAAUCGCUUUUAGAAAGAGGAAGGCGACAGAGCUGGAGGUGAACCAUCCCACUCUGAAGGAAGAAUCUGGUGUAAUUGAAGAUUGGUGUGCCUAUCUGUUGCUUUCCUCGGAUUCUCACAAAACUUACGUUGGAGUCACUUACGAUAUCAGGAGGAGACUGAGGCAGCACAACGGGGAGAUUGCAGGUGGAGCUAAAGCUGCUCGUACUGGAAGACCCUGGAGUCUUGUGUGUACUGUGCGUGGAUUUGGAACUCGCAGUGAAGCUUGUCAGUUUGAAUGGAGAUGGAAAGCCGCGGCAGCAAAAAUAAAGACAGUCAGCCGAUCAGAAACCGAGGUUUAUGAGUCCCCUCUAAUCAUCCGAAGGCGAGCCGCUCUAGAUGAAACACUCAACUCCAAAGACGAGUGGAAGGGACUGCAAGUUCAGUGGCACUCUUAGUCGAAGAAGUAUCAUUGCAGAUCGGAAGAAACAAGAAUAGAUCAGUUGUAUAGGGAGCCGAUGAUCACACUUCCAGGAGCCCUCCAAGUAGUCGUCCGAGGAAUGAAUGAUGGCAGACGACGAGUUGUAGAUCAUUCUCCGAUUGGAUUCUGUUGUACACAAUUGUAUCAACUUCUCAAAGCUCAGACAACCUGAGAACUGUAAAAAUUCGUACUUUGUAAAUCAGAGAAAUAUUGACUAAGAAGUGUACUGAAGCUCCAUGGUGGAACCUCAAACUCAACACUUGUAAGUUGGUCUCCACACCCGGACUGGGAAGGCAGAUGAUAGGAAGUGCACCACCAGACUUGUCGAUGUGCGAUUCGAAACUGUGCACUGCAAACCAUCCGGAAUCAGCAUCGAGGAGAUGCAGCAUCGCGUUCUGAGUCA
Messenger RNA from Marchantia polymorpha subsp. ruderalis, 1580 nucleotides. Lineage: Eukaryota; Viridiplantae; Streptophyta; Marchantiopsida; Marchantiales; Marchantiaceae. The record is from the annotation of a GenBank genome assembly.